Molecule: messenger RNA, 1671 nt
Organism: Vanrija pseudolonga
Lineage: Eukaryota; Fungi; Basidiomycota; Tremellomycetes; Trichosporonales; Trichosporonaceae
Product: Cytochrome b2, mitochondrial
Exons: 6
Coding region: 1-1671 (556 amino acids)
Molecular function (GO): oxidoreductase activity
Source: RefSeq, a predicted model, not a curated record
AUGUCACGUCCUAUCCUCCGUGCGCUUGCUCGCACCGGCGCGCUGCGCCGCGCACCAACCGCCCAUACACGGUUCGUGGCGACGGCCUCGACCGCCACUGCCGCCGGCUCCAAGUCCAGCUCGAGUUCGGGACGAUACCUCGCCUUUGGGGGAGCGCUCGCGCUGUCCGCCGCGGCGGCGUACUGGUCCACCCAGGACGCCAAGCUCGACGCCGCCAAGCCCACCUCCAAGGUCAGGACAAUCCCGUACGCCGAGGUGCAGAAGCACAACUCGCCCGACGACUGCUGGGUCGUCAUCGGGGACAAGGUGUAUGAUCUUACCGAGUUCGCAAAGUCUCAUCCUGGGGGCACGGCGCCAAUCUACAAGGUGGCCGGGCGCGACGCGACUGUGAUCUUUGAGCCGAUCCACGCGCCCGGCGUCAUCGCCGCACGGCUUGACCCGUCCGCGGAAGUGGGCGACAUUGACCACGCCACACUCCCGCCGCGGCCCGUGAUCGAGACGCACGCCCACGACGACGAGCGCGAGAUCGACCUGGCCGAGAUUGUCGGCCUGCCUGAUUUCGAAGAAGCCGCACGCCGUAAGAUGUCCGACAAAGCCUGGGCGUUCAUCUCGGCCGGCGCGACAGACAUGCACAGCGUCGACCUGAACCGCUCGUCCUUCAACGCCAUCCUCUUCCGGCCGCGGUACCUCGUCGACAUGGAGACGGUGGACGCGAGCACCGAGAUGAUGGGCACCAAGACGAGUCUGCCGGUGUUCAUCGCGCCGACGGGCAUGAGCGGGCUCGCGAACGCGGUCGGCGAGCCGGCGUUCGCCGAGGCGGCGGGCGAGUGCGAUAUCAUCCAGAUGGUGUCGACCAACGCCAGCUCCCCGCUCGACGCGAUCGUCGCUGCGCGUCCCGACGGCGGCAAGCAGUUCAUGCAGCUGUAUGUCGACCGCAAGCGGGACAACACGGAGAAGCUGCUCGCCAGGGUGAACAACUUCGGCAUGAAGGCCUUGUUCGUGACCAUCGACUGCCCGGCACCAGGCAAGCGCGAGGCCGACGAGCGGUCCCGCGCAGCGGUGGAGGUGUCCAGCGGUAUCUCGGGCGGCAAGGUCGCUGCGGACAAGAAGGGCGGCGGCGUCGGCCGCACGACGGGCCAGUUCAUCGACCCCAAGCUCAAGUGGGAGGACCUGGCGUGGAUUCGGAAACACUCCCCGCUGCCACUUGGUGUCAAGGGCGUCCAGUGCGUCGAGGACGCGAUCAGGUGUGCGGACAUGGGCGUGGACGCGAUUUACUUGUCCAACCACGGCGGCCGCGCACUUGACGGCGCCGAACCAGCCCUGUACACCCUCCUCGAGCUGCGCCAGCUGCGCCCAGACAUCUUCGACAAGUGCGAGGUAUACCUCGACGGCGGCGCGCGCCGCGGCACAGACGUCGUCAAGGCGCUGUGUCUCGGCGCCAAGGGCGUGGGCAUGGGCCGGCCGUUCCUCUACUCGCUCACAUACGGCAAGGAGGGCGUCGUGCACGCCAUCGAGAUUCUGCGUGAUGAGAUCGAGACGACGCUGCGCCUGCUAGGUGUGCGCAAGAUCAGCGAGCUGGGUCCCCAUUUGCUCAACACGCGCGCCCUCGACCCGCUGGUCGCUGAUAAGAUCGAGUACGGCCCAAACGAGCCGUACCGCCCCAAGAAGUGA